GCCCGGGCCGGGGGCAGCGCCGGAAGAGGAAGCCUUGAACUUGGCCUUGGGGGGCCGCGGCGGCGGGCAGGUGUGCGGCGGCCGGGCGGCUAUGCGGGGCCGCUGGGGCGCCCCGGGCUGACGAGGCGCGCGAGCCGCCAUGGCGCUGUGCGGGCCCCUGCACCUGGCUCUGCUGGGGCUGGGGCUGGGACUGGCAGGGGCGGCCGAGACCCCGGGGAACUCCAGCUUAGGUCUUCUUGAAUUUUCUUUGGGGAAAUUUAGACACUUUGUGCUCAACAAGCCCUUUCCAGAAGAAGCUGUAUUGCGUUAUAUCUCAAGCAAUGUCACAUUUAUCAUCUUCCAAGUACAUUCUCAGUACAAGAACGUAACAGUCUCUUUCAAUAAGAAUCCUCCUUCAGGUGCUUCGGGGACAGGUGUGGACAAAGGCCUAGUUUCCACUCUUAGACCAGAACAGAGUAUUUGUACUUGGUACUUGGAAUCUUCCGAUGCUGAUAAUGUCUGGAGUGUGGCUGUUCCACUUUCUUAUUCAGAAAAAGAUCCUAUCCCUGGAGGCUGUAAUCUGGAGUUUGAUUUAAAUGUGGAUCCUAACAUUUACUUAGAAUAUAAUAUAUAUGAAACAGUUAUCAAAUUUGCCCCAGCAAAUCUAGGAUAUUCCAGGGGCACAGAUCCUCAACCCUGUGAUCUGGGGACUGGUCUGGACUCCAGGUGGAGGCUGCAGUAUGAUGUUUAUCAGUAUUUUUUGCCUGAGAACAACCUUACUGAAGAGGUACUACUGAGACACAUGCAGAAGAUGUCCAUGGUGUCUCAGAUAGAAGCUAGUGGUUUCAAAGUUGCCACCCUAAAAUCUAGUGAAAAGACCAUUGUUUACUUCUCAUCCAUCCCAGGACAGGGUGUAAUUUAUAAUGUUAUUGUAAGGGACCCAGUUUUAAAUACAUCAGCUGCUUAUGUUCCUGCUCACACAUAUGCCUGUCACUUCACUACGAUCCUAGAUAAUUGUUCUUCUCUUGGAAGACUUUCCACCAAAGUGUUUUUCACCAUUUUUGCUAUUCUUGGUCUCUUCAUUUGUUUCUUUGGACACAGAUUCUGGAAAACAGAACUAUUCUUCAUAGGCUUUAUCUUUGUGGGAUUCUUUUUUUACAUAUUGAUUACAAGAUUAACUCUUCUUCAAUAUGAUGAUCGCCUGAUUUUGACUGCAGUUGCUGGAGGGCUUGGUGGAAUUCUCUUGGUAAUGGUUUGGUGGAGAUUUGGUUUGAUCCUGGUUUGUAUGCUCUGUGUUGGACUAGUACUGGGAUUCCUCAUUUCAUCAGUGGCUUUCUUUACUCCACUAGGAGAGUUGAAGAUUUUUCAUGAUGAUGCUGUGUUCUGGGUGGCUUUUUCUUGUAUGGCCAUUUCGAUUCCAGUAGUUUUCAUAGGUUGCCUAAGAAUUUUGAACAUACUGGCUUGUGGGAUUACUGGUUCCUAUUCUGUGGUUUUAGCCAUUGACAGCUAUUUUUAUACCAGCCUUUCAUACAUCACUUUGAAUGUACUUAAGAGAGCAGUCAACACCAAUUUCAACAGAGCUUAUACCAACGUGCCUUUUCAAACUAAUGACUUUGUUAUUCUGGCAAUCUGGGUAAUGUUGGCAGUGAGUGGAAUUACAUUACAGAUCCGGAGAGAGAGGGGACGACCAUUUUUCCCUCCCCAUCCAUAUAAAAUGUGGAAGCGAGAGAGAGAGCGCAGAGUCACUAACAUUCUGGAUCCCAGCUACCACGUUCGUCCACUGAGAGAGAGACUUUACAGUAAAUUAGCACAGUUUAAGCAGCUGUUUCAUGAGGAGGAGACCACGGGAGAACGAACCCCUCUGCUGCUGUGAUGGAGGAGAUGCUCUCUCAUUGCUUCCUUUUCAUCCAAAGCACCAAAUCUGCACGAACAUUUGAAGCAAUGCUUGGCAUUUAUGGUGCUAUGCGCCUUGAUUGCUUAGGAACUCAUAGCGUUUGGAGGUCAGGCAGCAAGUGCUGCAUCCGUUAUGGAGUUAGCCUGUGUCAGUCUCCUUGUGUUUGUUAACAAGGCUUGACAUGCCUUCAGGACAUUCUCAUGAUAAAGCAUCCUUCAGAAGCAGUUACACUUUUGUCUAAAUAUUGUUGAGGAGGGUGUCUACGGAGGCAGGAGUGGAUGGCAGGAAAUGUCUGGGGAUGGUAGGGAAGCAUUUUCCCAUUUUAAAUUAUCUGAAAAGAAAGCUUUUAAUUUAAUGCUCAACUUAAUCCAUUAAAUAUGAAAGGAAAAGUACAUGGGCUGGUAGCAUUAUGGGGAGUAGAGAAAUAUUUGUUAAAGCCCAUUGUCAUUUCAUUAUUGAAAUCUCUUCAUAUUUCUCCCUACCCCUUAAAAUGUUUUGUUUAAUUUGUGGUGUUCUAUGCAAAUCUUAGACUGAAUCUGUAUUAGUGAUUGCUGGAGGUCUAGGGACCUCAUAGUAUACCCACUUGUCGGUAUACUGAGAGGACUUUGAAUUUUAGAGAAUAUAUAGAGAUGAGGAAUGACUCACAAGAGCUGACCAGUAAUGAGGAGUGAUAUUUGUCAUUUUCUCUUUUUCAUUGGACUGUAUGAUGGAAAAGGCAAACAUUUUUUUUUUGGCUUAAAUUAGAAUAAUGAUCUCUGAUGUUUCAACUGACUGAAAAGAGGUAAAAAUUUAUAAAUGAAGUUUAGUUACUAACUUAGUUUCAAAAUCCAAAUAAAUGACCACUCUCACCUUUUCAAGGCCAUUUCCAGCAUAACACUAAAAACUUUUAACAAAUGUUGUUUGAGAAUAGGUAGGUUGUAUUUUUCUUUUAGAAAAAAAUUUACACUUAUUAACUUCCAUUCCCUUCCCCCCUUUAAAAACAAAAUCAAGUGUUUUUUUAUAUUGUGACUUAUUAACUGGUGCUGGCAUGAUAUAAAAAACUUGCCUGACAGUUUCUUCCUCAAGAUUCUUGUUAUCUUGGUGGUUGAAAGUGAAUUUAUUGGAGAGGAUGGUAAAAUGCAAUGACAAACUAACCAACUUUUAAUUUUAUUUCUUUCUAGUUUUAGAGGCAUUUUUUUCCCUCAUCACAAUAAAAUGUGUCCUGGACUGCUAAUUUCAUCAGAUCUCUUUUCCCAGUUUUGCCAUAAUAUUGGACAGGAGUCUGGUUCACCAGGAUGAAAUUAUAUAUGGGUUAAGCACUGAUGCUUAAAGCAGUGCAGCUUUCAUAGUCUCAUCUUUGUGAUAUUUGGAAUUUGUUUAUUAUUGUACAAGUUUUGUUUUUAACCUUUAAAAAUAGUCUUGGAAAACAUAAAUGAAUUUUUGUUCUAAUUGCCUCUGCUGCCCAAUGUCAUCGUUUUCUUUCACACUUCCUAACCCCCAUUCCUAUGACCUUUUGGGCUUAAAUGAAUCUCAUUGAAAUAUAUAAUUCUGAAAUUAUAUCAAUCCUGAUAACAUUUUAACACUUGGAAAACCCUUCCUUUCCCCCAUUUUUUACAUUAAGCAUGGAGCCUAUGCCUACGAGAUGCAUUUCCACUUCUUAAAUUUAUUUUAAAGUCAUGAUUGGUUGCUAACUAGUGACUGUGAGGAUAGGGCAUUCAAAUAAGGAAGAAAACACAAUUUGUUUAACUUUUCAAAUUGUCAUACUCUUUUGUGAGUAAUUAGAAGCAGAAAUUUGUUAUCUUUUUUUAUAUAAUAAAUACAUGUUUCUGAAAACCUUU
Sarcophilus harrisii (Tasmanian devil) is the source of this 3690-nucleotide messenger RNA. It is a transcript of the gene TM7SF3, whose product is annotated as transmembrane 7 superfamily member 3. The record is from RefSeq and is a predicted model, not a curated record. NCBI's taxonomy places the organism in Eukaryota, Metazoa, Chordata, Mammalia, Dasyuromorphia, Dasyuridae. The transcript has 12 exons. Bases 140 to 1852 code for a protein of 570 amino acids.